Molecule: messenger RNA, 2947 nt
Organism: Salmo salar (Atlantic salmon)
Lineage: Eukaryota; Metazoa; Chordata; Actinopteri; Salmoniformes; Salmonidae
Source: RefSeq, a predicted model, not a curated record
CAAUAUCCAGAAUUCAUAGCGAUUUCAGGACAUAGUAUUGCCCCAGUGAAGGUGUAUCCAGUUGAUCUGGAGAAAUAUGAAAAAGUCUGUUUAUAGCCAGCACUUUCAACCAGGGGAUUUUGAAACUGAACUGAAGUCUCAACGGAUGGGGAUGCCAGGUCACUAAACGUUGAAAAGUCAUGCUAUUCCAUCGAUUUACCCCUUCACUUCAAAGAGGAAGGCAUCCAUCGGCCAACAUCAGUGCAGCAGAAAAUAAAUCGAGCUGAGGCAACGUAGCUAACUAGCUAGUGAACUACAUCUGUUUAUGUAAACCAAAAUCGAGCUCACUAGCUUUAAUAUGCUUGCUGACAUUCCAGAACAAAUCAAUGUAAUUAGCCUGGCGAUGUGAUUUUUAAGUUUGCAAGCUAACGUUAGCUUUGUUAGGUUACAUUACCUGCAGCCUACCGGACCGUAUCUAACCAUUAGCUAGCUAGCUAACUAACUACCGCAGAGGCAAACGUGGCUAGGAGUUCUAUUUAGAGUCCGAUUCAAUCAACAUCUGCAGCAGCAUCAACAUCAAGCUCAGCACCAGGAACUAGUACUAAUCCUGCUGCUGAUGAUGACAACCUCUCCACCAUCUUUAAUAGUAGACCCAUUGGAUGAAAGCUUUCAACUGGGAACAAGCUCAAGCUCAACAUAAUCAGACUCGAAAAAAAGCCGGGACAGCCAAAGGAGACUUGCAGUACAAACAAAUCUUCUGCAAGAGGUGGGUGGUGAAGAAGGUGUACGAGCCCAGAACCCACUACUUCAGGGAGAGGCUUGUCCACCUGACUGUGGAGCAAAGAAAGGACCAGAGAGUUGUAUACAAGGAGCCAGAGUCACAGCUCCCCAAACUCAACAUCCCUGCCAACAUCGCCACAGCGCCAAAGCCUGCUAAACCCGCUGCCAUGACCCAACACAAGACAAGGACCUGAGCCCUAGGACCAUGCCUCAGGACUACCUGGUAUGAUGACUCCUUGCUGUCCCCAGUCCACCUGGCCGUGCUGCUGCUCCAGUUUCAACUGUUCUGCCUGCGGCUAUGGAACCCUGACCUGUUCACCGGACGUGCUUGUUGCACCCUCGACAACUACUAUGAUUAUUAUUAUUUGACCAUGCUGGUCAUUUAUGAACAUUUUAACAUCUUGACCAUGUUCUGUUAUAAUAUCCACCCUGCACAGCCAGAAGAGGACUGGCCACCCCUCAUAGCCUGGUUCCUCUCUAGGUUUCUUCCUAGGUUUUUGGCCUUUCUAGGGAGUUUUUCCUAGGGAGUUUUUCCUAGCCACCGUGCUUCUUUCACAUGCUUUGCUUGCUGUUUGGGGUUUUAGGCUGGGUUUCUGUACAGCACUUUGAGAUAUCAGCUGAUGUACGAAGGGCUAUAUAAAAAUAAAUUUGAUUGAUUAAUAUAGAAUACCUAGUAUGCUCACAACUGCAUUGUGGUAUAGAUAUUGCUAGCUCUUGUACAUAUGUUUCAUACAUAUGUUUAACAAGUCAGACGCGAAGGAUUUACUUCAGACGGGAUUUACCCUCAUCCACAUAAUCUGCCUUUACCAUCGGUCCUAUUAGCCAACGUUCAAUCAUUGGAUAAUAAAAUAGACAAACUAUGAUCACGUAUAUCCUACCAACGGGAUAUAAAAAAAUGUAAUAUCUUAUGUUUAACUGAGUCGUGGCUGAACGACGACAUGAAUAACAUGCAGCUGGCGGGUUUUAAGCUGUAUCGGCAGGAUAGGACAGCGGCGAUCUAUGUAUAUUUGUAAACAACAGCUGGUGCAUGAAAUCUAAUGAAGGAUAUGGCUUGUGGUGAGAUAUUGUGUAGCUAAAGGUAAUGUGUCAGCCUAUUAAUUAGGAAAAUAUAAAAAAUUGCCUAUUACUAGGCUAUUCAAAAUAAUGGACUAUAAUUGUAGAAUAACUCUGUUAGCUGCUCUGCACAAUCAAUGAACCAACAGCGUUGCCUAGACCAGUGGUUCCCAAACUGUGGACAUGCCCCCUAGGGGGGCUGCGACGGGUCAGCAAGGGCGGCACGGGGGUCCCCCACCUCCCAAAUGAAAAAAAUAAAUAAUAAUGGAACACAGUCCGGCUUUAAACUUUCUGUUGAAAGUUGUAAUAGUAGAAUGCACAAGGUGCAAAUUCGAAAUCGGGUAGCGCAUCAUCAGUUCCUCUUGUCAUUACAGUCAUUGCAUACCUUAGAGAGCUAUUUAUAACUUCAGAAAUCAACUAGCCCAUGUCAGCUAAUGUUUUCUUAUCUAGGUUUUUUAGCCCAUAGAUAUUGUUGUAAUUUUUUUGUCACUCAUUUAUGUUUAUUUAUUUUUUGUAUUUUACCCCCCUCUUUGUCCCCAAUUUUGAUCUUGUCUCCUUGCUGCAACUCCCCAACGGGCUCGGGAGGCGAAGUUCGAGUAAUGCGUCCCCCGAAACCACGCUUCUUAGCACCCGCCUGCUUCCCCUGAACCACGCUUUUUUGCACACGCCUGCUUAAUCAAGAAGCCAGCCGCACCAAUGUUUUGGAGGAAACGCCAUUCAACUGACGACCGAAGUCUGCCUGCAGGCACCCGGCCAGCCACAAAGAGUCACUAGAGCGCAAUGAGCCAAGUAAAGCGCCUCCCGGCCAAACCCUCCCCUAAACCCGGAUGACGCUGGGCCAAUUUUGCGCCGCCCUAUUGGACUCCCGAUCACAGCCGGUUGGGAUACAGCCCGAGAUCUAACCCGGGUCUGUAGUGAUGCCUCUAGUGCUGUGAUGCAGUGUCUUAGACUGCUGCACCACUCGGGAGGCCAGGCACAAAUUUUUUUGUCACUCAAAAUACACAACAAACAUUAGACAUGGCAAAAUGUAUAGUAUUGCAAGAAAAUUUGCUUUUAAACUGCAAAAUGUGCUUUGCACCACAUGACAAAUUGUGUAUAAUUGCUUGAAAUAAAAUUGCAAAAUUCUCUCCACCAA